ACCAUCCACCGAAUUGCUUCCUGGAUUGAAAGUGGAAAAAUUGACAACAUUCUUGUACUCUCAGGUGCAGGUGUUAGCGUGGCGGCCGGCAUUCCAGACUUUCGGACUCCAGGUACCGGUCUCUAUGAUAAUUUGCAGAAGUACAACUUGCCUUAUCCCGAAGCAGUCUUCGAUUUGAAUUUUUACCGAAGGAAUCCACAACCCUUUGUUUCCCUGGCCAAGGAAAUCUGGCCGGGAAUUUCACACCUUCCGACAUUAACGCAUUCCUUCCUGACUUUGCUUGCGAACAAAGGAUUGCUGUUGCGUAAUUAUUCUCAAAACAUCGACGGGCUCGAGUUCUUAGCGAACUUGCACCCUGACAAACUGGUAGAAUGCCACGGUCAUUUUCGCACCGCUAGCUGCGUCCGGUGUGGCAAGGCUGCGGACGGUGAAAUUGUCAAGGAAACGAUUGUAUUUGAAGGCAAGGCACCGAAAUGCUCCCAUUGCAAAAAAGGCUUCGUCAAGCCAGACAUUGUCUUUUUCGGCGAAGGAUUACCCCCUCGAUUUCAUUCGCUCUUAGAGCAAGACCUGGAGCGCGCUGACUGCGUAUUGAUCCUGGGAACUAGCCUGCAAGUGGCACCUGUUAGUAUGAUCCCAGACAUGGUGGAAAAGAGCUGUAAGCGAAUACUCUUCAACAGAGAAUUGGUCGGCUCAUUUGAUUUGAGCAGUAAGGAUCGGGAUGUGUUUCAUCAAGGCGAUUGCGACGACUCAAUUGCUAGCCUAUCCAAACGCUUGGGAUGGUACGAAGAUCUU
This is a messenger RNA of Phaeodactylum tricornutum CCAP 1055/1, 792 nucleotides long. RefSeq lists its product with no specific name. Gene Ontology annotation, molecular function: histone deacetylase activity, NAD-dependent; NAD+ binding. The record is from RefSeq and is a predicted model, not a curated record. Lineage: Eukaryota; Bacillariophyta; Bacillariophyceae; Surirellales; Neidiaceae. The transcript has a single exon. The annotation marks the transcript as partial.